This is a messenger RNA of Elgaria multicarinata webbii, 4570 nucleotides long. It is a transcript of the gene ZDBF2, whose product is annotated as zinc finger DBF-type containing 2. Bases 257 to 3286 code for a protein of 1009 amino acids. Gene Ontology annotation, molecular function: nucleic acid binding; zinc ion binding. The transcript has 6 exons. Gene Ontology annotation, biological process: genomic imprinting; epigenetic programming of gene expression. The record is from RefSeq and is a predicted model, not a curated record. NCBI's taxonomy places the organism in Eukaryota, Metazoa, Chordata, Lepidosauria, Squamata, Anguidae.
AAGAUAAUAAAAUAUUACACAGGGUUGUAUCCAGUGUUUUUAAAGUUGCUUUCAAAUUUAUUUAGUUUUAUGUUGGGAUUUUGCUUGCAGAAUAUAUGCAUUUCUUGAGGGCCAAAAAUAUCUGAAGCUUGAAAUUUAUUUACAGGUUGUCAGUAAGCAUGAAAACAGAUGAGGGUCCUGCUCAGAAAACAAUCUCUUCUCCGAGAUAUGGUGUCUGAAGUUCGCUUUUCAUGCGGAUGCAAAGGCAGAUAAGAAGAUGUUUGAUCGGAAUAAACAAGCUGAUGAAGCCUCCGCUGCUUCAGCACAAGGUAAAGAAAGGCAAGGUAAUGAAGGCUCCUUACGGCAGGAAAGCAGUAGUAGCAUACAAGGACCAGAAUUGGCUGGGUCUGGACUACCUGUUAUGCAGAACAGGCAAGGCUAUUGCAACUGUUGCCAUGUACACUACAGUAAUCUUGAACAGCAUGUGUUCAGCUCCCAGCAUAGACAUUUUGCCACUUACUGUAGGAAUCGUACGGGUACAACUAGCCUGAUGGAACGUUUCCUGCAAGAUGUUUUGCAGCAUCAUCCCUAUAGAUACCACGACAACAGACCAACUUAUGAUGACAUGCCAUUCACCAGCCCCAGGCUUCUUCCCAGGGAUGAGGCUCUUCUUUCACCGGAAGCGAUGGAGAAAGAGAGAACAGCAGGGAAGGGGGAAGAACCGAGCACUGACAGUGGCUUCACUGCUGAGUCAGGCUGCCUUAUUUCCCAGAGAUCCCAUGAGGAGCUAAAGAAGGCUUCUGUGCCAGUCACACCUAUCCAAAAGCUAGAAAGAGGACAAAAACACAGCCUAGGAGCUUUGCAGCAAAUGGUGGAUGUCCCCAGUAGGCAUGUUCCAGAAGAAGGUGCUCUGACUGAAAGUAGUAGCCAUAAAGCCCCGUCUACAGCUGUGUACCUCUUACCCCAACCAUUGGCUGUUAGCCACUCAUCACUAAAACCAGAUUUGGUUUCAAAUAAAAUGUGUGAGCAAACGAAGCAGAGCCUAUGCAAUCAAGAUGGAUUACUGAAUCCAAAUUUGGGUCCUGUUUUGCAGUCAGCGAAAUCGAGAGCGAUGUCACUUUCACAUGAGAGUCCUGUCUGUAAUCAAGGCAACUCUUUAAUCUCAGGUCAGCUUUUUUUGAAACAAGAUGGCUUACAACCUCAGGAUGAAACUCAGCUCUCUGACUUCUAUCUCAGGAACACUAGCAACCCUGUGGGUAGCGGCAGCAGCCUGGCUUUUCAAACAGCUUCCCGAUUAUCAGGAAAAAAGGAAAACCAGUCAGGUAGAAGUACUGAAACUUCCGUAGAUGAAAUAAUUGAAGAAGUCAUUCUGAAAUAUUGCUAUGAAAUUCCCCCCCAAGAGUUGCCUUGCAGAGAUGAAGAUACUAAUUCCUGUGUAAAUGUUCUGUCGUUUCUUGGCCAGCGUAGUGUGCAUGGUUCAGACGUAAGUUUUGAUUGUGAUGCACCUGUACAGUCAGGAGCACUCUUGCCCAAGGCAACAGUUAAAAAUCUAGAACUUCUCAAAAAGGUUCAAGUAAACCUUCAAGAUGAGAACUAUGGCACCCAGCUCAGUUCCAUUCUUAAAAAUGGUUUUGUGCAGGAAGCGUCAGAAACAGAAAAAGAUGUGCCAGCUCAUAGUAAAGAGCCAGUUCUUCCAGCUCUGCCCCACGUGCCCCCUUCCUUUGUAGGCAAAACAUGGUCCCAGAUCAUGUAUGAAGAUGAUAUGAAAAUUGAAGCCCUUGUUCGAGACUUCAGAGAAGGUCGCUUCCGCUGCCACUUUGAUACUGAGUCCUUGGCUAAUAGUGCAAAGAGGAGGCUAAGAAAGAAAAAGCAGAAAGGUGACGGGAGGAUCAAUGCAACUGCAGCUAACGAAACAGAGGCUGCAUCAGCUAAAGGGCUUCCAGAAUUUACUGAUGUGUUAAGUGGGGACUCUGACUUCAGCAAUUCAUGUGUAAUCUCAGAAACGCAACACAUUCCAGAAACACCAAAGAGACCGAAAAAAAGGACUUGGCGCCUUGCCUCAAGGUGCCAAGUAGUCAAGGUUAGCCAUGGCACCCAAACUAGCUUGAUGCACUAUCCAGUAGUAAAACAAAAAAUCAUUAGGAAGGACUAUGAGCCGCCAAAUCAGAAAGCUAACCUUGUUUGGUCAGAGAGUGAGAAGACACCCACUAUGAAAACUAGACUCUGUGCCCUCAAGCUUCCUGAAUCUUAUACCAAAAUUAUGAGCCCUUUGCAGCCCAAAACGGUGGUCUAUGUUCUUUCUUGUCCAGAGAUGAAACAGUUCAGGAGCAAACCUGAAGAUGUUCCCAAAAUGAGAAGAAGCCACAACUCCACCGAUAGUAAGGACUCCAUACGGUACAGAUACAAACAGAGUUCUCUUAAGUAUUAUGACCCCUUGACUAACAGAGUUUUGAAAACGCCUCCCAAAAGCGUAGCUGGUGAAAAGGGAAAGAAGCCUCCACAUGUUCGGCAGCUGUUCAGGAGUCUCAACCUUAAUGCAAACAGGAAGAAACAAGCUGAUGCACAGUAUGAAUGCACGGCAGCAAAGUCUUUGAAUUCACUGGAUUUCCAUGGCUUGUCAGCAUCUUUCAGGCUUGACCCAGUUAAGGAGAAUGAUAUGAAUUCAGUCCAUAAGACAGAUGGAUCUUCUAUUUCCACAGAGAGAUCUGAGUGUCUGAUAUGUAAUAGUUCAGAGAAAUCUUAUAAACCCUUAGCCCUCUCACCACUGAACUCUCACCAGUCACAGCGGGAAGGUGACUUUAGGUUAACUCCAUUUAAUAGGAAGGAAGCCAAACCUCUUUUGAAGUCACAUGUGCCAGACUGUUUGGAAAGAGACAAUCCAAAGACAAUGUGGAGGAGGAGGAGGAAAGGCAAUAGUAGAGAACCAGGGUUUUCAAAAAAAGCUUCAGGACCAGCCUUUGUCAGGCAUAAUCUUGUUAGGCGAGGCAGUAGAAAACAGCCACCCAGGACUACAACUCAGCAAAAGGAGGGGAGGAUAAGAAAAAUGCCUUCUUGUACCUUAAAACCCUCUGCUUCAUCUAUUCCCAGGCACCAAACAAAGAAAGCUACUGUAGGAAAGCACCUUAAGAAAGAAAAACCUGAUGCUAAAAAACUAAAGGUGACAAGGAAGUCCAAGAGGACAUUUUUGAGCACUGCAGCUAUUAUGGGCAUUCCAGAAAAGAGGCAGAGAACUACUGCAAGGGCUUCUUCCAAAGUAAAGACAUGGGAGGUGGCUGGAGACAAGAGUCUCCUUUGCACUGUGAAAUGAACCACAUAGACUUGGAUUCCGCCUUGUGCUACAAAGAGGCAACCACGAACAGGCUUAAGAUUUACAAGGUUUUGUUGUAAAUCUUUUCAUAGAAUCAUAGAAUAGCAGAGUUGGAAGGGACCUACAAGGCCAUCGAGUCCAACCACCUGCUCAAUGCAGGAAUCCACCCUAAAGCAUCCCUGACAGAUGGUUGUCCAGCUGCCUUUUGAUGCACCAGAGCUGGAAAUGGAACAGGUUCAAGGUCCAACAAUAAGCUAAUACAACUCUUCAUGUUGCAGCUCUGUGAGCAUGAUGCACAUUGCACUGUUCUGAUAUAUAAAAGCUAUGAAAUAACUUUGGUUAUUGUAAGCACUGAAGGCUCUGUUUAAUAGGCUUCCAUGCAAUUUUGUCACAGCAGAGAGAUACCAAACUUAAAAUUGCAUGUUAUUCUAUCUUAGUAAAAUAUAGUACACUACCUUGCAAGAGUGGAUACAUUUGCCUUGUACACAAGACUCAGUUUUCAUACCCCACGAUGGCUUGGAUCUAAAGGUCCUACUGCUUGAACAGAAGACAUUCCUACUUGUGUGGGGAAAGAUCACCAGGCCCCUGUCUGUAUGGUGCUGCGUCUUGCUCCCACACUUGUUUUCCUUUAUCUACAUGAGAAGGAACGCAAGCGUGAACCCUAACUUUCCCCUCUUUAAAAGUAAAACAAACACAACGGGGGGUGGGGAGAGGAGAGGAACAAGACCGUUCCUCCUCCUUUUGUUACUUUUUAUUAUUAUUAUCUGUAUCUUCACAGCUGUGGAAAUGCAGAUAAUAAAAAUAAAAAAAAAUGGGACGGGGAGAAACAAGGCAGUCAGAGGAAGAUGCGAAAGGGGGCAGGGACUCAGGGUGAACCACCUCCCUUUGGCUGCCCGUUCCUCUCCCCCAUUUAUUUUUAUUUUUAUUAUGUGUAUCUGCGCAGCUGCGGAGAUACAGAUAAUAAAAUUUUAAAAAGGGCCGGAGGAACGGUGCCAUUCCUCUCCUCCCCCCAUCUUUUUUUUGUUUAACUUUUACGGACACGGGGCCACCCAUGGCAACCAAUCAGGGGGUGCCAUGGGUUCCGCUGCCAAAAAAAUUGGGGUAAAUGCCCAACUUUUUUGGAGCGGAGUUUCCAGGGUUUGCCCCAGGAUGUCUUUGCAAUGGCGGCUGUGUCAUGUAGAUGAUGUGCCACUGCUGCAAACCCUUCGUGUAGACAAGCCCUAGUUUCCCACCAUCUGCAGCCCUCUGAAUCCUCCUCCAGAUGCUUUGAAGAAUUCCUGAUCA